This is a messenger RNA of Hypanus sabinus (Atlantic stingray), 1791 nucleotides long. RefSeq lists its product as uncharacterized. The transcript has 9 exons. Lineage: Eukaryota; Metazoa; Chordata; Chondrichthyes; Myliobatiformes; Dasyatidae. Bases 1 to 1791 code for a protein of 596 amino acids. The record is from RefSeq and is a predicted model, not a curated record.
AUGGACUCCUUAUGGGUCUACGUCCUGAUCCAUCUCCUUCCAGUUGUUAGCCCUCUGGACGUUUACCACCAGACGCCGUCAUCUCAGGUUCUUUCAGUUGGAAGUACCUUUAAGGUGGAUUGCCACACGGGCUGGUUACCAGGUGGGAAAGUUAAUUGGUACAAACGGCAGCACCAAGAACAUUUACAGUACGUUUACUCUGUGAUGGAGUACACACCCCCCGCUGGAAGGUUAUCGGGACAAGUCAACGCUGAAAGUACUAUUUACUCCCUGAUUGUUAAUGAUGUGCAGAGAAGUGAUUCGGGGUGGUAUUACUGUUCAGCCAAAUCAUAUACCGAAGAGCCGUUCGUGUUCGGUAACGGUACCAAACUAGUGAUUACAGGGUCUCCGCGCAUUGUUCUCUUAACACCGCCGAUGACUGAAAUUCGUGGAGUGAAAACGGUCCAGUUGAUGUGCUUGGCGCAAAACGUGGACGUCGAUGCCCAUAUCAUACUCUGGAGUGUUUCGGGGCGUAAUAUCGAGGGACGAGUGGAUUCCGGAACAAUAGACCGCGACGGGACACAAAGUUUCAGGAGUCAGAUCGGAAUCCCGGUGGAGACAUGGCGCAGCGGCGCCGUGUGCACUUGCGCCCUUCGAGUCAACGCGACCGAAAACUUCAUUGCUGACAGUGUUUUCCCUCGAAAAGAUCCCCCUUCCCUCAAUGUUUGCCUUUUGCUGAAUUCUGUCGGCUUCCCUGUGGCGUUUAUAGUUCUGUUCGCGGUUAUAUUCGCCGUGGGACGCAGCUGCAGGAUCCGACAGUCAGGCAAGAAGAGCGGUCAGAUGAACUUCGCAGAAGUGAGAACUCGGGCGGCAGGAAAUGAUGGAAGCGAAAGCCACACGACUAACAGGAGUUCGAUCCGAAGACCGGUGGUAGAUCUAUUUAGUGAGCUGCGCAGCUGGGGCAAUGAUCCGCGAUUGGCUUGGACGCUGGAACGAGAGCAGCUCCUGCAUUCUGCAGAUCAGCGCAAGAGUCGGUCGGAAUACUUGGGCGCUCACUUUCCACACCUAUCAGCAGGAAUUUCUCCAGUGCUGCAUCUCCUGUGUGCUCUGCUGGUCCAUUUGCCAGGUAUCCAGGCAGUCCCUGUCCUCAGUCAAACCCCAAUGGCCGCACCUGCGUCCGCGGGACAAACCGUCCGCAUAGAAUGCCGAAUGCAGAACGGUGAUGUUAGAGGUCACUGCAUAAGAUGGUAUCGACAGCGUUUCGGAGAGAGACCGGAGUUGGUGUUAGUACACGCUACAAGCGAUGAUAUUUACCGAGGAACAGGGAUCACAAACCGUUUUCAACCAUCCAGAGGUACCUCCAGCAACAGUCUCAUCCUGACCAUCAGCGGUUUGGGGUCCCAGGACUCCGCUGUUUAUUACUGUGCAGUGUGGGAUAAUGGAUUUAUCUUCGGUCCAGGCACUAUCCUCGGUUUAAAGAGCAACGAAUCCCGGAUACCGUCGGUUGUCCUGCUCCCUCCAUCUCCAGAGGAGACCAGCUCGGGUACGGCCACUCUGUCGUGCCUGGUGAGUGGCUUUAGGCCGGGCUUGGUAGCGCAGCGCUGGAGCGAAGAUGGAGUCGAGACGGAGAGCGGGGUGACGACUAGCGCCAUGUCCACGGACACCGACCAGACCUACAGACUGAGCAGUUACCUGCGGGUUCCCGUCGCCUGGAACAAGGGCUCGAGCUAUUCCUGCAGCGUGAGUCACAGCUCGCUGAGCUCGCCGCUGCGCAACACCAUCUCUUCGUCCGCCUGUGCGCAGCGAGACUAA